This is a messenger RNA of Aureobasidium vineae, 723 nucleotides long. The record is from the annotation of a GenBank genome assembly. Lineage: Eukaryota; Fungi; Ascomycota; Dothideomycetes; Dothideales; Saccotheciaceae.
AUGUCGCAACAAGAACAAAUCCCGCAAGAAGAGGAAGUCGCGCAACAAGAGGAGGAACAUUCACAAGAACAAGAAGAGCAACUGCCCAUCGACUGGCCCGAGAACAUCGAGUACCUGCGCCGUCCCAAAAUCUCUCCCGCCGUACCCGCCAUCGCUCUCAAGAUCCUCAACACUCCGACUGCUGCGACUGCUUCCUUUACACGCUUCUCUGCCGAUACCUUGCAGUUUCCUAACCCUGACGUCCGUAUCGUUCCUCUCAAUGACCCCGAGCAUCCAGCCAAUGGCCAGUUCGGCCUAGCUGCCAAGAAGCACUUCUAUCCUGGCAAUUUCAUCCUACCCUACAUUGGUCUCAUGCACACCAACAACCCCAAAGAUACCGAUCCCGACUCCGAGUAUGACAUCUCGCUUGACCGAGACCUUGAUCUUGCUCAAGAUGCUGCCAAGUCCGGCAACGAGGCUCGCUUCAUCAACGACUACCGUGGCAUCGCCGAUAGACCCAAUGCCGAGUUUCGCGACAUCUGGUGGGAGCGCUGGAUUGGCAUCUUUGUUGUGACCUCUGGCAGCUCUGGCAUGAGAAAGAACGGCAUUAGACCAGGAGAGGAGAUUCUCGUCAGCUACGGCAAGGGCUUCUGGAAAGACAAGAAGGACGAGUGGGUCGCGCCAAAGAAGACAUACGCGCCAGACCCGGUACAAAGAGUGGGAAAAGUCCGCGUGCGAAAGUAG